UAGCAAAGUGAGAUUCAUUCAUUCCAUCCUUUAUUUGAACUGUUUUAAAACUUCUUCCUCUUCCCUACAAAGGAAAAAAAAUGGGAUUUCUUCCAUGUUCUUUGCCUUGUCAAUCAAAGAAAAAACCAUUGGAUUCUUCUGAUCAAACUCAAUCUAGACAUCUUUCCUCAAAUUCUUCAUCAUCAUUAAUAUCAUUAUCCUCAAGAUCGUUAUCAUUAUCAUUAUCAUCUAGGUCAUUUUCUUCACAGCCAAGUUUGCCAUCAAUUCGUUCUCUUUCUAUAUCUUCCUCUCAAGUUGAACAUCUCUCAAACACCUUCCACCACUGCUUAGCCACACUAACAGGCCAUUCUUCCUACAUAUUUUGCCUAUCUAUCGCGGAAAAAUACCUGUAUUGUGGCUCUUCCAAUGGAGAAAUCCUUGUAUGGGACAUAAACCCUUCAAGACAGGACAAUUGUUUUAAAGGAAAGACAGUAUGCCAAAAUGGAAGUGCAAUCAAAUCUAUUGUCAUAAUGGGAGAUAAGCUCUUCAGUGCCCACCAAGAUCAUCGAAUCCGAGUAUGGAAAAUCGACAAUGAGACACCUAAUAGAAAUUACAAGUGCAUUGCCACCUUACCAACGAUCAAUGAUCGUUGUAUGAAGCUAUUUUGGACAAGGAACUACGUACAAGUUCGAAGACACAAGAAAUGCACAUGGGUACAUCACGUAGACACGGUGUCAGCAUUAGCCUUAUCGAAAGAUGGCUCUCUGCUUUACUCUGCUUCAUGGGACAGAACAUUUAAGAUUUGGAGAAGUUCAGAUUUUAAAUGCCUAGAAUCAGUAUGGAAUGCACAUGAUGACGCUAUCAACUCAAUAGUCGUAUCGAAUAAUGGACAUGUUUACACUGGUUCAGCAGAUAAGAAGAUCAAAAUAUGGACUAAACAACAAGAAGGGUCCAAUAAACAUACUCUUAUGACUACACUAGAGAAGCAUAAAUCAGCAGUGAAUGCUUUGGCUCUUAGUACAGAUGGUUCUGUUUUAUACUCUGGUGCUUGCGAUAGGUCUAUAAUUGUGUGGGAGAAAUUACAAGUGUUAGGGGCAUUAAGAGGACAUAAAAGAUCAAUUUUGUGUUUGGCUGUGGUGUCAAAUGAUUUGUUAUGUAGUGGAUCAGCUGAUAAAACAGUGAGAAUAUGGAAAAGAGGAUUUGGAAAAAGUUGUUAUUCAUGUUUGGCUGUGUUUGAAGGGCAUAAUGGUCCAGUUAAGUGUUUGACUGCAACUUUAGAUAGUCAAAAGUAUGAUGAUGAUGAUUCUUGUUCUGGAAAUUCUUACUUGAUUUAUAGUGGUAGCUUGGAUUGUGAUGUUAAGGUUUGGAAACUUUGGGUUCCUAAUUACCUCUCUUGAAUUCAUCUUUUUCAUAUGUACUAAUGUAUACCUUUAUCAAUAGGAAGAC
This is a messenger RNA of Solanum stenotomum, 1425 nucleotides long. RefSeq names its product protein JINGUBANG-like. Gene Ontology annotation, molecular function: protein binding. NCBI's taxonomy places the organism in Eukaryota, Viridiplantae, Streptophyta, Magnoliopsida, Solanales, Solanaceae. Bases 81 to 1376 code for a protein of 431 amino acids. The record is from RefSeq and is a predicted model, not a curated record. The transcript is spliced from 2 exons.